AUGCGUGCCAUAUCGCUAGUUAAGAAAAUAGAAUUUGAAUUUGCAGGCAAUGUGGUUAGGAAUGCUUUAACUUUGGGUGAUGUCGAUAAUGAUGAACUCAAUGAACUUAUUAUUGGUAAUGACUUAGGUACAGUGGUUAUAUUUAAGGGAAAUGAAGUGUUACAAACAAUUCCAAACUUGAGUUUUAUUUCUUGCGUAGCAGUUGGUAAAAUAACCAAUCAAGAAAGAAACAGUUUGAUAAUAAUUACCAGUGAUGGUUGGUGUUAUCUUUAUGAAACUGAAGUCACUUCCAAAUCUGUUAAUAAUAAAGAUGAGGUAGAUGGUCAGACUCAAUCCUCUUCCAGUGUACCCACCACAGAAACGCAGAGCAGCAGUGAAUCAACUACAGGGGAUCAUAAAUUAAAAAACAAAUCUUCAAAAAAUCUAUUGGUGCAGGUUCAUGUUCAAAGAAUACCUGCCAAUGUGAAAAAUAUAGUCUUAGGGGAUGUCGAUGGAGACGGAGAAGUAGAAAUGGUAAUCGGAUUAACAGAUAGGGUUGUACGUUCCUAUCGGUGGGUCAGUAAUGCCCCCAUUGAUGGAGAUCAAUGUCAGUUGUCACACAAACCAUCAGGCAAAUUUGUGGCUUUGCACAAGUGGGAAUGUGCUAAGCAGAUCGGAUCUAUUACUCUUCACUAUUCUGCAGAUGGAAAACCGUCCAUUCUUGUAGCUCAGCCAGGUGGCACUUUCAUGAGAAUAAAAUGUCAUUCAUGUAACAUUGAUCAGAGUCCAGAAAACAGCUCCAGUGGUGAAAACCCUUGUGGUUCAGUUGACUAUCAAUUUUUAGGAAUCUCUAGAAUGAGAAAUCAGAAUAUUUCUACAGAGAUUCUUGGUGAUUUAAAGACUAGUGAUGACCAGGAAAAUAGCAAUAAGAGUAGACCAUAUGCGGUUGCAACUUUAGAUGGUACAAUAAUGUUGGUACAGGACGAAGUCAUCUUGUGGGCGAUUGCGGUAGACCACCAAAUUUUUGCACUUACCAAGCUUGAUAUUACCGGCAAUGGAACAGAUGACAUUGUUGUAUGUUCUUGGGACGGGCAAACAUACAUUUUGGAUCAGAAAAAGAAUUCGGUGAGGUUCCAUCUGGAGGAACCUGUGCGGGCCUUCCACAGCGGCUGGUAUAGUUUAGGACCUGGGAUAUCUCAAGUAACCGCUUUGAUUUAUGUCACUUUUAAAAACACCGUGAUUAUAUACUAUGAUAUACCCUUGAAAGAUUUGAUUUGUAAAAAAUUCGAACCUGACCUCGUAAAACUGAGUCAGCUUUUCAUUAACGAAGACCGUGAUGCUGACCAGGCUUUGCAGUAUGUGAAGGCGAUGGAUAAAAAAACUAAACGAGAACUUGUGGAAUACUUGUUGUACCAUGUAAAAUCUUGA
This is a messenger RNA of Cylas formicarius (sweet potato weevil), 1407 nucleotides long. Its product is annotated as KICSTOR complex protein ITFG2-like. Gene Ontology annotation, cellular component: KICSTOR complex. Gene Ontology annotation, biological process: regulation of TOR signaling. Lineage: Eukaryota; Metazoa; Arthropoda; Insecta; Coleoptera; Brentidae. The coding region runs from base 1 to 1407 and encodes 468 amino acids. The transcript is spliced from 6 exons. The record is from RefSeq and is a predicted model, not a curated record.